AUGUCUACGAGAGAUGUAUCUCACCAAACUGACAUUGCUAAGAUGAAGACAGAGGCCGAUGGAUCCUUCAAAAGAUUGGAUGCCUCAUUCAGGAACUCUAUAGAGAAUGGAAGCCAGUUUGAACCAGAGAAAGAUCGAUACCAUCUAUACGUUUCCUAUGCUUGUCCUUGGGCCACCAGAACUCUCAUCGUACGCAAGCUCAAAGGCCUAGAGGACUUCGUUUCUGUCUCCGUGGUAUCACCGCGCAUGGGCGCAAACGGCUGGCCUUUUGCUUCCGUAGAUCCAUUUCCAGGAGCUGAUGUGGAUCCGCUGUACGACUCCCAACACGUCAAGGACCUCUAUCUUUCCGUCGCGCCUGAUUACAGCGGAAGGUUCACCGUGCCGGUUCUUUGGGACAAGAAGGACAAAACUAUCGUGAAUAAUGAAAGCUCGGAAAUCAUUCGCAUAUUCAACACUGCUUUCAAUCAUCUGCUACCAGAAAAGUUUGCACAGGUCGAUCUCUACCCAGCAUCUCUCAAAGCUAAGAUUGACGAGUUGAAUGAAUGGAUCUAUCCGAAUAUCAAUAACGGUGUCUACCGCGCGGGUUUUGCGACUAGUCAAGAUGCGUACUCAACCGCCGUCAAAGAGGUUUUUGAAGCACUAGACAAAGUUGAAGCAAUUCUGGCUGGAGAUAAGAAAUAUAUUGUUGGAGAUCAGCUUACAGAAUGCGAUGUGAGGCUUUGGGUAACCAUAAUUCGUUUCGACCCGGUCUAUGUUGGUCACUUCAAAUGUAACAUACGAGACAUUCGUAAUGGAUAUCCCUCCAUCAAUAAGUGGAUGAAGAACUUGUAUUGGAACAAUGCCGCGUUCAAGGACUGCACUAAUUUUGAACAUAUUAAGACCCAUUAUUACUGGUCACAUCCUUCGAUCAAUCCUACAAGGAUCGUUCCUGUGGGACCUAUCACAGUGAUCCAACCUCUUUGA
Molecule: messenger RNA, 963 nt
Organism: Lentinula edodes (shiitake mushroom)
Lineage: Eukaryota; Fungi; Basidiomycota; Agaricomycetes; Agaricales; Omphalotaceae
Product: glutathione S-transferase
Exons: 8
Coding region: 1-963 (320 amino acids)
Cellular component (GO): cytoplasm
Molecular function (GO): glutathione transferase activity
Source: RefSeq, a predicted model, not a curated record